Messenger RNA from Amblyraja radiata (thorny skate), 10506 nucleotides. It is a transcript of the gene caskin2b, whose product is annotated as CASK interacting protein 2b. Lineage: Eukaryota; Metazoa; Chordata; Chondrichthyes; Rajiformes; Rajidae. Bases 845 to 5488 code for a protein of 1547 amino acids. Gene Ontology annotation, molecular function: protein binding. The record is from RefSeq and is a predicted model, not a curated record. The transcript has 20 exons.
CAAGAAAGAACAGCUUUGCUUUGAACUGAGUGAUUCUUAUCGAGAGUCAUAGUCCAGCUGUGGGUGAUCCUGAGCGGCAGGGAGGCACAGGCACUUUUGAGAGUGCGUUUCGUUUAGACGGAGAGUGGCUGGGAAAUGCAGCACUGACACUUGUUUCCAAUGCCUUCCCUGAGCUCCCUCCAGCCAGGAGGGACUUGACAGCUCCGAGACCCACUGAAGACGGGAGAAGCAGUGGAGACAGAAAGCGGAGAGAGUCACCUGAAGGGAAUUAGGGAGAGCGGCCUGAUGCUGUUUUAACAAGGAUGCUGAGAGGUAACGGCGGGCCGAGGCAUUUACUGAAGACCUGGAAGUGAAGCGGUUCCCCUUCAGCUUUUAUUUGAGGGGGUUAAACGGGCCCUCAAACUCUUCAAGUGAUAGGUGUAUGUGAGGGGUGAUGUGAGACUUGUUGAUGGCUUUGUUAAGGGGGCGGGAAUCACAAAGGAGAAAGUGCAGCUUUGUUGCACUGGAAGCAGCGAGUGCUUUUCUGUCUCACCGUUCUGGAGCUCGACGGUAGGAGGGAAAGUGAAAUUCCGGCAGCACGCCCGAGCGUGACUGGGCUCUGAAUCUACUUGUUGCAGCAGAGCAAAAGUUUCCUUUCAAAUUCCCUCAGAGAAAAAAAACCCAUUUGGCUCGGGCAGAAAGGGGGAAAGGGAGCCAAGUGCGCAAACUGGAAGCCGUGGCUCCCGGGACGCUGGGAGCGCAGAGUGGCGAAGUAUGGCACGGCGGGCAGCUCGCUGAGGAGGUGUGUUCCAGGGGCACUGCCACACUAGAGUCGCCUCCGGAGAGCUGAGAUGACUGCCAGCAGAUGCUGAAGAAGCUACUUGCUUGUGGUAUUCAUUUCCAGGACACUCAAGGAAGGAGAGACAUGGGUCAGACAAGUUCCUGCACUCAAACAGAGCUCCUGGGCUCCACAAAGAGACUGAAUGUUAAUUACCAAGAUUCGGAUGGGUUCUCAGCCUUGCACCAUGCUGCACUUAGUGGGAGCACGGAACUCAUUUCACUGCUGCUGGAAGCUCAGGCAAUGGUGGACAUCAAAGACAGCAAUGGAAUGCGACCGUUGCACUACGCAGCAUGGCAGGGGAAGGUGGACCCCGUGAAGCUUCUUCUUCGUGCAGGAGCUGCGGUGAACCUGUGCUCGCAGGAUGGGCAGAUCCCAUUGCACCUCGCAGCCCAAUAUGGUCACUAUGAAGUGUCCGAGAUGCUCCUGCAACACCAGUCGAAUCCCUGCAUUAUAAAUAAGGCAAAGAAGACACCACUGGACCUGGCCUGUGAGUUUGGCAGACUGAAGGUCGCCCAGCUCCUGCUGAACAGUAACAUGUGUGUCGCCUUGCUGGAGGGUCAGUCCAAAGACAGUGCCGAUGCCAACUUCACCACGCCACUGCAUCUGGCUGCAAAGAAUGGGCACAAGGACAUUAUCAAGUUGCUGAUCAAGGCUGGGAUCGAUGCCAACAGGGUGGCUAAAACAGGGACAGCAUUGCAUGAAGCAGCACUGUGUGGCAAGACUGAAGUGGUCCGACUGCUGCUCGAUGCGGGCAUUGACGUCAGCAUCAGGAACACCUACAGCCAGACAGCCCUGGACAUUGUCAACCAGUUCACCACCUCGCAGGCAAGCAAAGAGAUCAAGCACCUACUGAGAGAGGCCUCGGGAGUUCUCCAGGUCCGAGCCCUGAAGGAUUGUUGGAAUAUUCACGACCUCACCUCGCUCAACAUCAGGGCAGGCGAUAUUAUCACGGUUCUUGAGCAGCACGCUGAUGGGCGCUGGAAGGGGCACAUUCACGACAUCCAGAAGGGGACGGACUGCGUCGGCUAUUUCCCCCCAUCCAUUGUUGAGGUGAUCAGCAAGCGAUCAGGCACCCUGACUCGUCAUGCCUCAGUGCCUCCUCACCAGCGCCAGCUCUUCCCCAAGACACACCAGCACAGCUCGAUCACCUCACAAACCGACGAGACGCAGCAGCUCUACCAGCAGAUGUACUCGCAGACUCUGCCCACCCAUCGCACCUUCAAAUACCCGGCCUUCAGUCGGACCAGUCACAACAACGACAACAGCAAGGUGUCUGAAGGUGACAGGAAUAGCGUGGGCAGCACAGGAAGUGCGGGCAGUAUUCGCAGUGCCGGCAGUGGGCAAAGCACUGACAGUGCCAAUGGACAGACUGCCAGCAACAACGGCAAGGCAGCGCCCCCUGGUGGGGAUCCGGAAGCCUGCAUCAGUAUAGAAGGUCCCAGCCAACAGGUCGACCAGUCUGCAGGCAUGCAGAGACUGCCAGACUUCCCCAGCUACAAGUCUGGAGAACAAGGAUACACGCAACAGUUCAUUCACCCCGACCAACUCCUGGAGGGCAAGGACGCUGAAGCUAUCUUUAAUUGGCUGAGUGAAUUCCAGCUUCAGCACUACACGGCCAACUUCAUCAACGCUGGUUACGACGUGCCAACCAUUAGUCGCAUGACCCCGGAGGACCUGACAGCGAUUGGGGUGACGAAACCUGGUCACAGAAAGAAGAUUUCGACGGAGAUUGGCAAGCUGAGUAUUCCGGAGUGGCUUCCUGACUACAAACCAGUGGGUUUGUUUGAGUGGCUGAGUGCCAUCGGCUUGCCUCAGUACCACAAGAAACUGGUGGAUAACGGCUACGACAGCAUCACCUUCAUCAGUGAGAUCACCUGGGAGGAUCUGCAAGAGAUUGGAAUCACACAGCUGGGGCACCAGAAGAAGGUGAUGAUCGCAGUGAAGAAGCUCCUGGAUGUACAGAAGGCUUUAAAUCAAGCAGAGGCGGAGGCCAAGACAGAGACACUACGGCGCAAGGUUCCCAGCGCACUGGAGAUUGUCACCAUUGAGCCCUCUCAGGGGGAGAAUGGGGAGUGCAAUUCUCCACACACUCCCAAGAUGCUGACCUUCCAGGAUAGUGAGCUGAGCUUCGAGUUGCAGUCAGCCAUGUCCAACCCUUGUUACAACUGCCAGGAGAGCCUUGUUAUGAAGCAGAUCGGAGCCAUCUCCCGGAGUCAGGAGAGCAUCGGCAUCCGAUCCCGAGGAUCUGGCCAUUCCCAGGAGAACGUUCUCAGGGGGACCAGGUCAGACAGCAAGUCUCAGGAGAGCCUGGGCAGCGGGGACGGCAGCAGCAGCAGCGGCAGCAGUGGGAGGACCACCUUCCUUGGCCACUCUCGGGACACCACGCCUAUUCAGCUUGUCAGUCGAAGCCAGGAUAACGGCAGGGCUUUGGUGAACAGCAUUGGAGGCAGCCCGAACAAGGAAAGGAAUGGGCCAGACGGGCGAGACCACUACCAGAGGCCUGCCCCACAGCUGGGGGUGCCCAUGUCAAACACAGUGAAGAUACUGCAGGCACAGUACCCACUGCCCUCAUCGCCGAACUUCACCCCACCCCAUACUCCAAAUAAAGGGAAGGCAGGCCAGGGCCUGGUCUAUCCUCAGCUUCCCAUCAAAGGUAGAUCUGCUGCCUUCUGCUCCACGCUGGAACGUCCCAAGGCCUCACCUCAGAAUAUCUCAAGGUCCCAGCACUUGUCUCAAAUGCCAAAACCCACAGCCCAGGUGUUGGUCAACCAGGGUUUUAUCUACCUGCAGGCCCAGUGUGGUGUCACCAACGGAGACGGGCCUGAGGAUGGGCCGCACCCUGACCCCCUGCCAUUGCCCUGCACCAUGCCCAUUCUCCAGUAUCCCAGCCCGGGCUCGGAGCUCAACGGCAGCAGCCACAAGCCAAAGAAGAGGUCGCAGAGCCUGAACCGUUACGCUAUGUCGGACGGUGAGCCCGAGGAGGAGGAGGAGCUGGACGUUGGGCCCGUCAGCUGCUAUGCCACCCUCACCCGGCGCCCGGGGCGCUACGCGGCCUCCAAAGCCCAGUGCCUAAUAGACAAAAACAUCAUCCGCAGCCAGUCGCUCGCCAUCCGAGGGAAGAGAAAGGGACCUCCGCCCCCUCCCCCCAAGCGCCUGAGCUCCGUGUCCAGCUCCCACGAGCAGGAGUUUGAGCCUGACAAGGUCUCCAACCCAACAUUUGCCCCCUACAACGCUCCCGACCUGGUGGAAGGGUUGCCCGUUCAACGGGAUCUUAUUGAGGGCAACGUGAGGAGCAUUGCUGCCCUCUUGGAACUGACUGGCUCUCCUGGAGUCCAGGCCAAACCCUCGGCCUUGCCAAAACCUCCCAAACCAGAGAAAAGGGAGAAUCCGGAAGUGAGGAAGGAGAGCCAGCGGACUGUUCCCAACAGCCCUGAGCGUUGCCAUGGCAUGUCCGUGUCAGGCAAGGCCAACCCUGGGCCGCUGGAGAAAGCCAGAGAUUCAGCUGGCCGGUGGCGAAUAAUCAGCGAACCUGCGGUCAGCGUGGAGGCCCUGGCGGUGGCCGGAGUCACGGUGGAGGGCGAGGAGGCGAAGUUGGAUACCGAGGACGAGCCUAAAGUCGGGAAAGGGAACCUCAAGGCCUCCUCAUCGUCUCAGAACAGCUCCAGCGAGUGUAUACCUUUUGCCGAGGAGGGAAUAUUGACCAUCAAGCAGCGGCCAAAGCCAAACAAUGGCAGCCGAGCGGAGGCCAGUGCGGACUCUGAGGCUGGCGUGGAGGGAGUGCAGGAUAAGCCAGGCUUUGAUGACCAGUUGGCGAAUGAGGUGACCGGCACAUCUCCCAGACAACCGGAGGUUCCCGAGUUUAACCUGACAGAGUCCGACACGGUGAAACGGCGGCCGAAGGCCAAAGAGAAGGAGACGGCAGAGGGUGUGAACGGAGCGGAGCAGCUAUCGCCGCUGCAUUGCGGACCUCAAUACGCAGAGGCCCAGGCCGUGCACAUUGUGGACUCCGGCCCGCACCUCAAGACUGACUUGGACGAUGACGCCUGUGUGGAGUUCAGGAUCGCUGAGAUUGAGAGGAGCAUCCAGUCCUUGGAGAAGGGAACCAAGCAGACGCUCAGACCCCCACUGUCUCCCAAACCAGCCCUCCCCUACCUCCAGCAAACACCACCCAAACAGACCGGCUCGGUGCCUGCUUCCAGCAGGCAUUCCCCAAACAGGAGGCCGGCUACAGAAGCCUGCCACAAGCAGUCUCCUCUGCCCAGUCUGCCCACCCCCCCGAAGCCUGCCCCAGCCCGAGGCCUGCAGCUCAGCAGUCCCAGAGCCGGCAGGUCUCCGCAGGUCAGCAGUCCGGGCCCCGCCACACCAAGGCUCCCAUCCCAUGCCCAGCUGCCGGGCCUAGGGGGUACCUCUGGGCCCACAGCCUCGGCCGCUGGCAUGAGCAGGCUGACGGCGGGCAUGGUGGUCCCACAGGCGGCACGUGCUCACCAGCGACUGGAGCAGACCAGCAGUUGCCUGGAGGCGGCGCUCCAUGCUGUGGAGCAGAAACUGACUCAAGAAGAUAGUGGCAGAGCAAGCUCCAAUUCCACGAAGUCUGCCGGCAACAUCCUGGAUGACAUCGGAAGCAUGUUUGAUGACCUCGCUGAUCAACUGGACGCUAUGUUAGACUGACCAGAGUUCUUCUGCAAGCUGUCCCUUUCCUUUCCACAGUGAGGCCAUCGGUCCCAGCAGAGAGUUCUGCACUGCCGCAGGCUGGAUGUGCCCAAGGAACAUCGUUUUGGGAAGCCCAUGUUAGAGGCAGGAAUGGACACUGAUAGACUUAUGCUGCAUUUGAUUCCCAGGGCUUGGUUGAGGGUGAACCUCCCCAAAGGUUGGCUUCAGGCUGAAUUCCCUGCAGCUGCUAUCAUGGCAAAAUACUGGCAGCUUUUAACCAAGUACAAUGAACACUAACCACGGGCAUCAGAAGACACUGCAUUUUAUUCCUUUUAUUUUUAUAAAACGUGUAUAGAUAUUUCCCACACUGUCGGCUUCAACUGACCCUGCAAUGAGCACUUAAAUGAGUUAAAGCACAAUAUGUCGACCUGGUUCGGCUGACAGAAGAGAAGGUUCCAGAUCUGGACAAAGAUCUACAAACUACUGUCGUUGGAGUUUCAUAAUUGCACUCAAUGUAAAAAGACCCGUUGAUUAGAAUCAGUUAAUCUCCGAGUGCUGAGUUUCACAGGCAGUCACAAGCUCCUUAGAUAAAAACCCUUCCCGAAAUGUUUCCAUCAGUCUGAAGAAUGUCCUGACCUGAAACAUUGUCUGUCCAUUCCUUCCACAAACUCUGCCAGUCUCGUUGAGUUCCUCCAGCACUUUGAUUCCAGCAUCUGCAGUUUAUGUCUGCAAGCUUCAAAUAUUACUGGUGGUCCACUCACAAGGCAGCACUUACAAAGAGGACACUACCUGUAUCACCACCCAAGCUUAACACUAUAAUGUCUAAUCUUAAAAACGCAAGGAUGUUUAUUGAUUCCAGUUGCGCAAAAGACAAAUGUAGGUCAUUAUAAUUCCUAUCAUUAUUCAGGCAAAAGGUAAAGCUGCAGAACUCUGAGCAGCUCAUCUGAAAGUUGGUGCCAACCAAAUGUGCCAACAGGAUUUCAGGUCCCACACAGUGCAGUGCCUUGAGGGUUUACUUCACUACACUCUUGGUGCUAUAUAAAUGCAAGCUGCUGUAGUUCCCACAGACUGCGGAGGCAACCACGUUGGGGCUGAACCUUACGAUCGAAUUCCGUGCAGUUUGGGAAUCCAAACCUGCUGUUGGCUAUAAGUGCAGAAUAGCGACCAAUUCCUCGUGGGUGAAGCCUUCUGCGCAUCAGCAUCCAAGUGGGAACUUGGCUUUUAAUGAUUUCCCAGCAUGUGUACUCAACCAAAUCCCCCAACAUUCCACUUUGGCAUUGUUUAGUUUAGUUUACUUGUAGCCACGUUGCACGGAGAUGACGUGAAAUGCUUGUUCUGCAUGCUAUCCAUUCAGAUCAUACCAUCCACGAGUACAAUAGAUCCUCUUCAGGUACAGCACGCAGAGAGUCUCCACGUUCCAGCGCCAUCUUGCAACGGCCAAGUCUCGGGAAAGUCCCACGAUCUUGGCCCUAGCACACAUGAUUUAUUGCAACACCAAAUAGGAUUAAAUCAAUCAUUUAUUUUGAACAUUCCUGUUUAGGUUUGGUUCUCUCUAGUUUACAGUUGCAGAGGCUUGGCAUUUGCUGUGUAAACACACAGGUCAUUGUUUCUUUCUGUGAUUGGGCUGUGAUUGGCAAUGACGUUUGCUGGGAGAUAAAUUUGUCUCAUCCUUUCGAACUUUUCAUUCUUUGUUCUCGAAAACCUUUGAACAUUCUGCUGCUGCAAGAUCCACGACACCAUUGUCCUCGCCAAAUAGUUUUGCUGGUUCGAGUGACUGCAGGCAUUAAUGCAGAUUUCCUCCACAGCCUGGUGUGCUUUCCUGAAAUAGCCAUCUGCUCACCUCCCAGAUUCACUCAGGUGUUCUCCUCACACAACCCCUUUUUAUCCUUCCCUUUAUAUUGCCUGAGAGAAUGGCACUGAUCUGUACCUCCAGGGUCUCUCGCUGAUAGAGUGAAUCAUUGCCAGUGAAACAUGGUCAAGUAUAUGUCACGUGUUUGAUAGUCUGGUCCGAGUAGCCCUGAUAUUGUUACUUCUUCCCCUGAACUGUAAGAUGCCGUUAAUUCCCCUAGAAAGGAGCAUUUCUUAUGAAUACUUCAUUCACGGUUCAGUAUGUCAGAAAAGAAUCAUGAAAACUAUUGCAAUGUAAAAACAAAAUAUUUUUCUAAAACAGCACAGUGGCAGAAGGCAAGAUAUUUAAACCGAGGUCAGUAUUUCACAAACAGGUUCUGGUUAUUGGUCCAAAUCUAAUUUGGUUACAGAAUCCCAGUGCAUGCCCUGUAAUUACCACAGCUCUUUUUUACAGCAUUUUGUGUGCCUUUCCUGGCAUGUCAGUACAUAUGUGAAAAUGUGUGUGCGCGCGUGCAUGUUUUUUUAAUUUGUUAACACAAUAAUUGCAGGCUGCCGUGUAAAGCAUAUCAGUACAAACCUAGUGUGUGCAUUUUCUGAUGGUAAUGGAUUGCAGUGCCUUGGAUGCCUGAAAGGAUCAGAGUCAGGAGCUCUGACCUUUCACAACUGGGUUUUACUGAAACUGCCCUCUUUGCUUUAGGGAAGGAGGAAGGAAUGAAGCAUCUGUACAGUUGGCACUCCUGUACGAAUUACUCAGUGGCACCUCCACAUAUGCGUAAGGGCCUUCCACUGUCAUUGGGAAUUGCAUUGAGAAUCCCAGGCUUUGGUAUAACCACAAUCCCAGGUCAUCAUCAGUUCCAUGCGUCAAUACCAAAUGAUGAAAGGCUCAGCUUUAAUAUGGAAGGUGAAACUAUUUCCACUGGUGUGUGGUUCAUAACCCCAGGGCACACAUUUUACAUGAGGAAAGACAGCAUUGUAGUUCUGCAUACCUCGUUGACUUCUACCAAAAGCAGCAAGAAAUGUCAAGCCUUUUUUUCCCAGUGCAGCUGAGUCGAGCUGUUACAGCAGAUUACUCCAGCAUUGCCAUCGAUCACUGUUUGACACAAGCCCUGGCAGAGUAUGUGAUCCUUGGUGUAGGAAGAGUUACUUGUCUCUCGAGGGUUCUUGACAUUUUGUUUGUUAUAUAUUUGUGCUUUGCCUGAAAUAUUUCCAGGGCAAGCCAUUGCCACGGACACCCAAGACAUUCCUGUAAGACUUGCAAUUUGUGGCAUCAUUAGGAAGGGCAAUUUUCACCCAUGAGUAUUGAAAUGAGAAACAACAAUAACAAGAGCAAAGCAAUGCCCUGUGCUGUGCACCUGCCCCAGUUGUUGAAAGUAAUGACCAUUAAUUACUACUGGAGAGUUAGACUGAAUUUCAUUGCCUGUCAGAGUAAACAGCAGAGAUCUGUGAGACCAAAGAUUAAAAUAAGGUGCAGAAGCAGUCUGCCUUCAGAAAUCAGCUGCAUGGGACUGCAUUAUUUCCACUGCCUGUUCAUUAGCUGUAGGAGCUGUCACAGUCGGCAUUAAGUUUGAUGGUCUGGGUGGAAAGGGAGCAGUUGGGGGAGAACUUCCAAAUGGAGCAGUUUUGUGUGACUGAAUAUUUGUGCGUUGGUUAGCCCUACCACACUCAGCUGCUCUCCGACCACCACACAGUUCUGAUCCAACUCAGGGCCUCUAGUAGCUGAGUGGUAGAAUCUGGUGGGGUGAUUGAUGGAGAUGGGAAGAGAAUGAGAUUGGUGUAAAUGGAGCGUUGACGGUUGGCACAGUGAGGCACAGGGCCUAUUUCUGUAUCGCAUACUUCCGGGGAUCUAAAACACGUUCAGAUUAAUUCCCAGAUUAUUUAACCCACUUCAUCUACUACUACAGAAAAUAAAAUGGAGGACAUGCUUAGGAAUGUUCCGGAGAGAUAUGGGCCAAACACAGCCACAUGGGACCUGCUUAGACAGGGGCAUUUUAGUCAGUUUGGACUUUGGGCCAAAUGGCCUAUUUCUGUGCUGUAUGACUAUAUUUGGAUCCAAGUAUUUUACACUCUGCACCAGUAAACCUGCCUUUGAUACAUCACAUACAAGAUUUCCAUAGCUGUGAGUGAGAUGUCUAGCAGAAACUAGCAUGCAGUCCACUCCAAUACAAUUGACCAUUGGGGAGGGCACAUCAGUGUUUGGUUUCCCAGCAACUAUUGGGUGAAACAUCAAUCCAACCACACCCAGCUAUCCAUCAUACCCAUGGAACACUUCACAGCAUAAAUGUAUGAGUUUGAUGUUUGGCAUUUACUCGACUCAAACUAAAUGAAUAAUGAGUCAGUAGGUGUAAGAGGCUCGACGCUCACAGAGAAGUGAUCUGAUAUACUUUAAACGGACAAUUAUAAAGUGGCUUUAGCGACCCUGGUCAUUGUGAUGCAGGGCAAUGCAAUGACUGGAUUAGCACAGCGGCAUUCCACAAAGCGGAUGGAGAUGGUCCCGGUUACAUGAGCAUGUGUGCUUAGAUGAGGCGGUUGUUUGGACUCUGGCCUCAUGAGAUAUGCCAGCCUGGCUCAACCUCCAGUGCAGCGAGGGCAUAGAGUUGCCUAGCAGGAAGGGCACACAGCCACCAUUCCCUGGCACCCUUAUUCCUAUAGGUUCCUGCUUGCAAAUAAACAGCAGAUUCCAUAGCAUUGUCUUGAUCGAUGGCCUGCCCGCAGUGGUGAUCAGUGUACAUCACACCCUGAUUCAAGCACAAUUCUGCCUGCUGUGGUAGUAGUGCAAGUUUAUUAUGUAAAUACCUAUCUGCUCCUACCUUACAGAAUAAUAUAUAUUUUUUAAAAAUAUUUUCUUCUCUUCCUAUAAAUGUACCAAAUGUCCUAGACAGAAUCUACAGGAGACGGAUUGAAAGUUGGUUGGGCGGACAGGGACACUACACUGGAUUUAUUAAGAAUUCUUAACUGCUGUAAGAUUAAUUAGUGCACAGAAUUAUGGAAACAGUUAAUUAUAACAAAUGGAGAAAGGCACAAUGUAACAAUGAAAAUUCUGUUUUGAGCUCUGUAAAAGUUUGAUCUAUGUAAAGUAAAACUUACUGACUUGUAUUAUUGUAGCAAAUGUGUAUACAGUGUAUUCUGAAAUUUCUAACAUUGUGUGAUCAAGAAUUUCAAUUUUUACCUGCUUAACUGCAAAAACACAA